Messenger RNA from Orycteropus afer afer, 2115 nucleotides. RefSeq names its product DEAD-box helicase 31 (gene DDX31). Gene Ontology annotation, cellular component: nucleus. NCBI's taxonomy places the organism in Eukaryota, Metazoa, Chordata, Mammalia, Tubulidentata, Orycteropodidae. Gene Ontology annotation, biological process: ribosome biogenesis. Gene Ontology annotation, molecular function: ATP binding; nucleic acid binding. The record is from RefSeq and is a predicted model, not a curated record.
AUGCAGCAAGCAGAGGCUACCAAAAGAAAAUACCACACACCCAGUGAGGCUCCUCCAGUGAAACGGAGGAGCAAAACACCGUUUUUCACAGCCAAGAAAACUGGUGUUACAGAAACUCGAAGGACUCUUAAGGGGAAGGCACAAAAAACGUUUUCUCCAAAGAAGUACUUGGCUGGCACCAGUAAUGUAAACCAAGAGGAGAAGCCAUGCAUUAAGAGUUCUUCAUUGUUUAAAAACAAUCCUGAAAUUCCAGAACUCCACAGACCUGCAGUAAAGCAGGUACAAGAGAAAGUGUUUACUUCAGAUGCUUUUCAUGAACUGGACCUCCACCCACACCUAAUUUCCACAAUAAAUACAGUCUUAAAAAUGUCUAGUAUGACCAGUGUUCAGAAACAAAGUAUUCCUGUAUUGCUGGAAGGCAGAGAUGCUCUUGUGAGAUCCCAGACAGGUUCAGGUAAAACUCUUGCCUACUCUAUCCCUAUGGUCCAGUCCCUCCAAGCAAUGGCAUCAAAAAUACAGCGCAGUGAUGGUCCCUAUGCUCUCGUACUGGUGCCAACAAGAGAGUUGGCUCUACAAAGUUUUGACACUGUCCAGAAACUGCUUAAGCCAUUUACUUGGAUUGUGCCUGGAGUGUUAAUGGGUGGAGAAAAGAGAAAAUCAGAAAAGGCCAGACUCCGCAAAGGAAUAAAUAUCCUUAUCUCAACUCCUGGACGUCUGGUUGAUCAUAUAAAAUCCACAAAGAACAUUCAUUUUAGUCGGAUACAGUGGCUGAUUUUGGAUGAAGCAGACAGAAUCUUGGAUUUGGGUUUUGAAAAGGACAUCACAGUGAUACUCAAUGCUGUAAAUGCAGAAUGCCAGAAACGACAGAAUGUCUUGCUUUCAGCAACACUCACAGAAGGUGUAACAUGGCUAGCUGAUAUCAGUUUGCAUAAUCCAGUCAAUAUUUCUGUACUGGACGAAAGCCAUGACCAGUCAGAACAGAAGGACAAAGCAGCCCAUGAAGUCUUUCAUCCACAGACUAGUGACAAGCUGGACAGCUUUGCGAUACCAGAGAGUCUCUAUCAGCACGUGACAUUAGUUCCCAGCAAACUGAGGCUCGUCUGCCUAGCAGCCUUCAUCCUUCAGAAGUGCAAGUUUGAAAAAAAACAGAAAAUGAUUGUGUUUUUCUCAAGUUGUGAGCUGGUGGAGUUCCACUACAACCUCUUCCUUCAGACCCUGCUGAGCAGCUCAGGGGCCCCAGCAUCAGGGCACUUACCAUCUGCCUCCACGCGAUUAAAAUUCCUACGGCUGCAUGGCAACAUGGAACAGGAGGAGAGAACAGCAGUGUUUCAGGAAUUCUCACAUUCUAAAACAGGCGUCCUUCUUUGCACGGAUGUUGCAGCUCGCGGCUUAGAUCUCCCUCGAGUCACUUGGAUUGUUCAGUACAAUGCUCCAUCUUCACCUGCAGAAUACAUCCACCGGAUUGGAAGAACCGCCCGGAUUGGCUGCCAUGGGAGCAGCCUGCUCAUUUUGGCUCCUUCAGAGGCAGAAUAUGUCAACUCGUUGGCUUCUCACAAAAUCAAUAUUUCUGAGAUUAAGAUGGAAGAUAUUUUGUCUGUUUUGACAAGGGAUGAUUGUUUUAAAAGAAGACGAUGGGGAAACCAGAAAUCCCGGGCUGUUGGCCCCCAGGAAAUCCACGAGCGAGCCACAAUCUUGCAGACGGUAUUUGAAGAUUACGUACACUCCAGUGAAAGGAGAGUCUCCUGGGCAAAGAAAGCUCUGCAGUCCUUCAUCCGAGCCUAUGCAACCUACCCCAGGGAGAUGAAGCACAUCUUCCAUGUCCGAUCCCUCCACCUUGGACAUGUGGCUAAGAGCUUUGGGCUAAGAGAUGCCCCCACAAAUCUUAAUGUCUCAGCUAUGAAGAAGAAGAAGACAAAUCUGAAAAGGCCUGACCUUCAUAGGAAGACGCAGAGGAAACACUGCCUUGCUGAAAUCUUGCGUUCAGAAUACUCAAGCGGGGUAGAGGCUAGCAUCGCCAAGGUCAAAAAGCAGAACAAACGUGGAAAACCCGGCAGCCAGCCACAGCAGAGCAGAACUGCAGGCCUGCGCCCAGCCUUUGUCAUGGGAAAAAAAUAA